Molecule: messenger RNA, 1434 nt
Organism: Mycotypha africana
Lineage: Eukaryota; Fungi; Mucoromycota; Mucoromycetes; Mucorales; Mycotyphaceae
Product: nucleotide-diphospho-sugar transferase
Exons: 5
Coding region: 79-1221 (380 amino acids)
Biological process (GO): cell wall mannoprotein biosynthetic process; protein O-linked glycosylation; protein N-linked glycosylation
Cellular component (GO): membrane; Golgi apparatus
Molecular function (GO): alpha-1,2-mannosyltransferase activity
Source: RefSeq, a predicted model, not a curated record
UUUCUUUUUUGCUUUUUGGAUACCUUUGGUUCUUCUUCUAUAUAACGGAAGGAGAACAAUACACAUAUCUCUUAUAACAUGGUUGUUAUUAAUUCAAAUCAAAGGAAACCGAUAUUCUUGUAUAUCGGUUUUCUCUUCUUUUGUAUAUGUUUUUUCUUAUGGCCGCUAAGAGCACCGAACAACAACAGUAAUGGUUCGAGGAAAUCAUCCUCCUUAGUGUCACAUCCGUCAAUGCUACAUCAUCCAAAUCUGCCCGAUGUCAACGAUCCACCAGCAUGGCAAAAUACCACUCGAGUCAAAGCAGCUUUUGUUAUCUUGACAAGAAAUAACGAACUAGAUGCUUUACGAAAAACAAUUCAACAGUUAGAAGCAAGAUUCAAUCACAAAUUCAACUACCCUUAUGUCUUUUUAAACGAUGUAGAAUUCACUGAGGAAUUUAUAGAGUUGACCUCAAGUCUAACGAAUGCCGAAACUAAAUAUGGCCUCAUUCCCAAAGAGCACUGGAGUUAUCCUGACUGGAUCGAUAUCGAAAAAGCUGACAGACUACGUAAAGAGAUGGAAGAGAAGGGUAUCAUUUAUGGUGGAAGUCUAUCUUACAGACACAUGUGCAGAUUCAACAGUGGCUUCUUUUACAAACAUCCUUUAUUGCAAGAUUAUGAAUAUUAUUGGCGAGUAGAGCCUAGUGUUGAAUUUUAUUGUGAUAUUGAUUACGAUCCAUUUUUAUACAUGAAGGAGAACAAUAAGAAGUAUGGCUGGACUAUAUCUCUGAUUGAAUUUGAAGCUACCAUUCCUACCCUAUGGGAAACCACAAAGCAAUUUAUAAAGGAGAACCGUGAACUGAUUGCCAAGAACAACCUAAUAGACUUUAUAUCAAACGAUAACGGUAACAGCUAUAAUUUAUGCCACUUUUGGAGUAAUUUUGAAAUUGGUGAUUUGAAGUUUUUGAGAAGCCCAGAGUAUACUGCAUUUUUUGACUAUUUGGAUAAGUCCGGAGGUUUCUUCUAUGAAAGAUGGGGUGAUGCGCCAGUCCAUUCAAUUGCUGUCGGCCUUUUCUUAAACAAAUCAGAAGUUCAAUUCUUUAACGAUAUCGGUUACAAACAUGAUCCAUUCAUUCAUUGUCCAGUUGCGCGAGAAUUACAAUUGAAAUGCCAUUGCAAUGCAGAGGAUAAUUUUGAUCUCACACCUAAUUCUUGUAUGCGCAGAUGGGUGGAGCUUCGUUGACGAGAAUAGGUCACUCCUAAUUCAUUUGGAUUCAUAGCUUUACAUCCCGUAGAAGUAAAAAAUUCCAGAUAUCUCAAACUAUUUGUGUACAUUAGUAUUAGACCAUAAGUUUUUUUUUUUAAGAAUCAUAGCAUAAACUGAAUUCAUAUUUUCUAUCGUUUUUGAGUCUUAAAAGUCGUGUAAUCAAGAGUGUGAAUGCCUCCAAAAAUCUAU